GGGUACUGUCACAUAGCCGAAUUCCACACGUUUCAGUGCGGAGUUUCCACAGAAGAAUUUGAUUAGACGCGCGCAAUGGAUGACUCAAUAGCUACGCCGUCCGAUUCAAACUAUCAGACGGCGGCAGGCGGAGCCUCGAAAUUUCUCGCCGACCUCCCCUCUCGAGGGCUGUUCUCCUCCACUGUCCACUCCUCCAAUCUGGGUGGAAUGCGUGUUUAUGUUUGCGACCACAAUACUUCACCCCCAGAGAACCAGCUGAUAAAGACAAACCAGACGAACAUACUGAUUAGAUCUCUUGUGCUUAAGAAGCAAAAGGGUGAGUCCAGUUCAAAGAAUGCAAGGGGUACAGCUGCAAAUGAGAGUUCUAGUAAGAGGGUUGCUGAAAGAGGUCUGGAUGGAAGGGCUUCAGCUAAGAGGGCCAUGACCAAUAAUCAAGUUGGUUCUCGACAAGAGGCUGGAUCCAAAUCUCAAGUACCUGAGAAGGAUAUACAGUUUUUGACCGUAGAGAGACUCCGUGCUCUUUUGAAGGAGAAAGGUCUUUCUCUAAAAGGAAAGAAGGGUGAACUAAUUGCACGUUUGAAAGGUAUAAAUGGCUAAUCAUAAAUCAGGAGAUGCUGGGCGCUUGUCCGUUCUUCAUAUCUGUACAACAUGUGGUGGCAGGAAAGUUCGCCGGUUCUUUCUUUUGAUGCAACUUUGUGAUAAUAUCUUGGAACUAAUUUAACAUGAUUAACGUAGUGAACCUGUAACACCUCAUUUUGCAUAUUUGUGUGUUCAAAAGUGUGUUAGUUUAUCAUGUAGUCUUUAGAAGUAGUGAGGGAUGAGAAAACUGGGUUUAUGAAAAGACUGGUCGAAACAGGGAAAUUAGUAGCUUAAUUUUUUUGCAUAGACCAUGAAAUCGCAAUGCAAUGCAAUGCGAUUUGACAAACUUCUGCUUCUAAAUGGUUGCUAUUGGUUAUGAAAUCUAUAUUGGCAUUCUGAUCUACCUAUGUGUUUUAUUAAAUUAC
Molecule: messenger RNA, 1004 nt
Organism: Ilex paraguariensis (yerba mate)
Lineage: Eukaryota; Viridiplantae; Streptophyta; Magnoliopsida; Aquifoliales; Aquifoliaceae
Source: the annotation of a GenBank genome assembly